AGGGGCGUGCUGGGCGUGGCGCUCGGGCGGCGCGGGCGAUUUGUCCGUCAUGGCGGGCGCCUGGUCGCCCGAGUGCUCCCGGGGCAGAUGGGGCGACUCGUCGUUGUUAGGAAGGCGGCUGUCGGAAGACUCGAGCCGCCAGCAGCUGCUGGAGAAGUGGGCGAGCGUGUGGAGCUCGGCGGGCGAGGUCAGCGCGGAGAAGGCGCCACGCGAGGAGGAGAAUCCGCUCGUGUUCCUGUGCUCGCGCUGCCGGCGGCCGCUCGGCGACUCGCUCAGCUGGGUCACCUGCCUGGAGGACACCAACUGCAUUCUGUUACGCUCUGUUUCCUGUAAUGUGUCGGUGGAUAAAGAACAGAAGCUCUCCAAACGUAAAGAUGAGGACGGUUGCGUGCUCGAGACGUUGUACUGCGCCGGCUGCUUGCUCACCCUGGGCUACGUGUACAGGUGCACCCCCAAGAGCCUCGACUACAAGAGGGACCUGUUCUGCCUCAGCGUGGAGGCCAUCGAAAGCUAUGUUCUAGGGUCCUCUGAGAAGCGGAUAGUGCCGGACGACAAAGAGCUGUUGAAUCUGGAGAGCAGAGUGGAAAUCGAAAAGUCUCUCCAACAGAUGGAAGAGGUCUUGAAAGCCCUGCAGACAAAGCUCUGGGAGAUGGAGUCCAAGUUCUUCCCCAGCAGCAAGAGCUGACCCUGCGG
Messenger RNA from Ochotona princeps (American pika), 693 nucleotides. It is a transcript of the gene MIS18A, whose product is annotated as MIS18 kinetochore protein A. The record is from RefSeq and is a predicted model, not a curated record. The coding region runs from base 50 to 685 and encodes 211 amino acids. Gene Ontology annotation, cellular component: chromatin; chromosome, centromeric region; nucleus. The transcript has 5 exons. NCBI's taxonomy places the organism in Eukaryota, Metazoa, Chordata, Mammalia, Lagomorpha, Ochotonidae. Gene Ontology annotation, biological process: CENP-A containing chromatin assembly; chromosome segregation.